AUGGAAGCAGUUAAGGAGUCUGUCAAGCUGGCAUUCAGGAAAAGAGCUUCAGACAGCAGAGUCCUGACAUGUGCGGCCGUGUGGAGGAUGCCGAAGGAAUUGGAAUCAAGCAGCCAUGAGUCCCCGGACGAUUCAUCCAGCACCGCGCAGACCCUGGAGCUGCUCUGUCACCUUGACAACACAGCCCACGGCAACAUGGCCUGUGUCACAUGGGAGCCGAUGGGAGAUGGGAAGAAAAUAAUUUCACUGGCUGAUAACCACAUCCUGCUGUGGGAUUUACAGGAGAGCUCAAGCCGGGCUGUGCUGGCCAGCUCGGCAUCCCUGGAAGGGAAGGGACAGCUGAAAUUCACCUCUGGCCGGUGGAGCCCGCAUCACAACUGCACGCAGGUGGCCACGGCGAGUGACACGACCCUGCGUGGGUGGGACACGCGGACCAUGAGCCAGAUAUACUGCAUCGAGAAUGCCCACGGACAGCUGGUGCGGGACCUCGACUUCAAUCCCAAUAAGCAGUACUACUUGGCCAGCUGCGGGGAUGACUGUAAGGUGAAGUUCUGGGACACCCGAAAUGUCACGGAACCUGUGAAGACCCUGGAGGAGCACUCCCACUGGGUGUGGAACGUCCGCUACAACCACUCUCAUGACCAGCUGGUCCUCACAGGCAGCAGUGACAGCAGGGUCAUCCUGUCCAACAUGGUAUCCAUCUCCUCGGAGCCCUUCGGCCACCUGGUGGACGAUGAGGAUGUCAGCGACCAGGAGGAGCACCAUCCCGAAGAGAAGAAUAAGGAGCCCUUGCAGGACAACGUCAUCGCGACCUACGAGGAGCACGAGGACAGUGUGUACGCCGUGGAGUGGUCCUCGGCGGAUCCCUGGCUCUUUGCCUCCCUGAGUUAUGACGGGCGGCUGGUCAUCAACAGGGUCCCCAGGGCUCUGAAAUACCACAUACUGCUCUGAUGCGCUUGCUGGCCCUCCUGGCUUGUCCCCUUGGCAGAUUCUUGAAAACGUGCAGCUAUUUGGAGGUGAUUAGUGUUCCAAGUACACCCUGAGAGAACUGACCCUGCCUUGUUCCUGCUCGAGCAUGUGCACUGCUGACACCGGGGCAGGUGGACGCUGUGCAGGGGACGCCAUUCUAGGAGUCCAUGUCUGCCCGCCACUGCUCGGGCUCUGUUUUCUGUUUUAAGGCUGUUGGGAGUUUUACUUUUUUAAAAAAAUUCUGUUCCCACAAUAUUAUCUUUCUCUUUCCCUUGAGAUUAAAAAUG
This is a messenger RNA of Galeopterus variegatus (Sunda flying lemur), 1256 nucleotides long. RefSeq names its product protein TSSC1. The transcript is spliced from 7 exons. The coding region runs from base 1 to 951 and encodes 316 amino acids. Gene Ontology annotation, molecular function: protein binding. Gene Ontology annotation, biological process: protein ubiquitination. The record is from RefSeq and is a predicted model, not a curated record. Lineage: Eukaryota; Metazoa; Chordata; Mammalia; Dermoptera; Cynocephalidae.